Messenger RNA from Nymphalis io (European peacock), 678 nucleotides. Its product is annotated as N-terminal Xaa-Pro-Lys N-methyltransferase 1-like. Bases 1 to 678 code for a protein of 225 amino acids. Gene Ontology annotation, biological process: rRNA modification; N-terminal protein amino acid methylation. The transcript has a single exon. Gene Ontology annotation, cellular component: cytoplasm. The record is from RefSeq and is a predicted model, not a curated record. Lineage: Eukaryota; Metazoa; Arthropoda; Insecta; Lepidoptera; Nymphalidae. Gene Ontology annotation, molecular function: rRNA (adenine-N6,N6-)-dimethyltransferase activity; N-terminal protein N-methyltransferase activity.
AUGCAAUCCAAUUUAUACAACGACGAUAGUAAAUUUUAUAAGAAAGCCGCGAAAUACUGGGCUAAUGUACCGGCAACAAUAGACGGAGUACUCGGUGGCUAUGGACAUAUUUCGGACAUUGACAUCAACGGCUCUAAAGUAUUUUUAAAUAACAUACUAUCUCUAAUUAAUCCACCGAAUAGAAAACUGGCCUUGGAUUGCGGAGCUGGUAUCGGAAGAGUGAGCAGAAGCCUUUUAAUGCCUUAUUUCUUGAAAGUCGAUUUAGUCGAACAAGACGAAAAGUUCAUUAACACCGCCAAACAAUUGAUCGGUGAACACAAUACUAAAUUGGGUACACUAUACCAAAUUGGGCUUCAUCAUUUCAAACCACAAAAACAAUAUGACGUCAUCUGGUGCCAGUGGGUCUUAGGGCAUUUGAGCGAUUAUGAUUUAAUUAACUUUUUAGAGAGAUGUAGUAAGAGUUUAGCAAGAAACGGCGUUAUAGUGGUAAAAGAGAACAUAUCUUCGUCAGAAGAAAUAGAAUAUGACGAAGACGAUUCUUCAGUAACACGUCCAUACGGUUCAAUGGUAAAUAUAUUCGAGGAAGCAAAUCUUGGUUUAAUAAAAAGUGAUUUACAAACCGGUUUCCCGGACGGUUUAUAUCCCGUUCAUAUGUUUGCUCUGACAUCAUUAAAGUAG